GAUAACGUCAAACAAAAUUUGAAAAUGGGGAAUGUUUCUCUCAAGCUUUCACUUUUGAUUUUCAUUCUGGUCAUCACAUCUAAUUUUGGAGCAGAAUCAAGAGUGCUAAGUGGAACUGAUGAGAAAAUCGAAGUAAACACCGGUCCACCUUGCAAGAGGGACAUUGACUGUACGUUUAGAUGUCCCAAUGAUGGAGUCUGCAAUGUUUACUACAGCACAUGUGAAUGUAAAUGAUGGAGUCUGCAAUGUUUACUACAGCACAUGUGAAUGUAUCUGACUAUAAAAUCGCAUCCUAAUCUAUUUUUAUCAAUAAACAUGUUCACCAAUUCUUCAGACUUUAUACUACUCGUUUGUAUUUUCAAAAUCUAAGAAAAGUAAAAAAUUAUAU
This is a messenger RNA of Eutrema salsugineum, 388 nucleotides long. RefSeq names its product putative defensin-like protein 257. The record is from RefSeq and is a predicted model, not a curated record. The transcript has 2 exons. Bases 25 to 234 code for a protein of 69 amino acids. NCBI's taxonomy places the organism in Eukaryota, Viridiplantae, Streptophyta, Magnoliopsida, Brassicales, Brassicaceae.